Messenger RNA from Wasmannia auropunctata (little fire ant), 1279 nucleotides. RefSeq lists its product as uncharacterized. Gene Ontology annotation, molecular function: ribosome binding. The coding region runs from base 465 to 1223 and encodes 252 amino acids. Lineage: Eukaryota; Metazoa; Arthropoda; Insecta; Hymenoptera; Formicidae. The record is from RefSeq and is a predicted model, not a curated record. Gene Ontology annotation, biological process: protein insertion into mitochondrial inner membrane from matrix; inner mitochondrial membrane organization. The transcript is spliced from 3 exons. Gene Ontology annotation, cellular component: mitochondrial inner membrane.
CUCUCUGCUAUUACGAAAUGAUACAUUCAAUAGUAAAUGUAUUUUUCCAUAUAUAAUUUCCUUUUUAUCAAUAAUUUUUAACGCUAAUUUUAUUUUUUUUUAUAUUCGAACGUUAAAUAGAGAAAAAGCAAAGAUUCUGAUAAAAUAAGUACAAAAGUGCAGCAACACGAAUGGACUAUAGAAACUUUUCUGAACCCUGCAAGAAAAUUAAACUUCCUCGAUUGGCGCCAAUUACAAAAGUCUUUAAUUUGAACAAUUGUUGAAUAACAAAUAAUUUUUGGCGAAAAACGAUGCAAUGUGCAUGCGUAUGUUUAACGUCCCUAGUAGCCAAUGCAUCAUAAAGAAUUUCGAAUAAAUCUCCGCACACAUUAGCGUAAGCAUGAAACGAUCUUGAGACUUGCUGUGGGGAAUAGGUUAGAAAAACAUCUCGCGGUGUUUUCUGAUGUCUGUAAAAGAUUUUUGCAAUGCUAGUACUGGCAAUUAGAAGUGGUGUGCUGUGCAGUUUGCGGCGAAUCGCCGCGUACGUCACUUGCGGGAACAAAAUGCGGGUGAAGAUCGCACGGCGGUGCAACGAGACAAAUUUGCUGUCUACCUCGCACCCGAAUGUCGCCGCCUGCUGCUGCAGACUUUACAGCACCGAGUCGGAUUCGGAACCGCGCGUCUCCCUGCCUAUGCUCGUGGCCGAUGCGAAUGUUUUUAUGCCGUCUCUUUUAACCCCGUUCCGUCUUUUCUUCCUGUCCUUUCACACUAUUCCACACAUAGAUAAAGAAUUUCUCGUGUCAGACACUCUGGACGGAGCCCAAUACGCAAUAACAGUAAUAUCCAAGGCUUUAGCGAGGAAAGACUACGAUUCCUUGGAAGGUCUUGUGGCAGAAGAUAUGAUAGAGGUCUUAAGGACAAAGAUCGAGACUCUCAGCCCUGAGCAAAGAUUUUUAAUUGCUGUAAACGAAGAGGACAUUGCGUUUCAUGUUUUGUGUGAUAUCGCAGUUAAGACAGAUGAGGAGCAUUCCAUUCAAAUUAAACUAAUGUGUCACUACGUCCCAGAUUACGCUGAGAAAAAGAAGAGAAUGGAAGUUGAUUCUCCCAGAAACAUUUCAUUCACGUCUGUUUUGAAGGAUUUCUUGGUGUGUAAUUAUACAUUUACCCGUAAAUAUAUAAAUAAUAUUGGUGGUCCCUGGAUUGCAACUUUCGUUAAUCAUUACAGUGUCGAUAACGUGUCAUAGGUAUGUUGACAUAUUUGCAAAACAGUUUGAAAUAAAAUUCAUAUUAAUCUGUUUUA